Messenger RNA from Candidula unifasciata, 690 nucleotides. The record is from the annotation of a GenBank genome assembly. NCBI's taxonomy places the organism in Eukaryota, Metazoa, Mollusca, Gastropoda, Stylommatophora, Geomitridae.
AUGAAAGUGUUAUUGAUGGCUAUCUGUGUCUGUGUGGCUCUGGCCCAACGCGCUGAAGACCCGCUGUGUGUGCAGAAGGGUUGUCCAAGAAACAAGACAUGUAGAGUCGUCAAGGAUUGUGCAACACCCCGUGCGUGUAGUCUCAAAGCGUUAUGUCUGACCAACCCGCCACAGUUUAGUCACACAGGAGUUUGUCAGGUGGGGCAACCAAUUCUUGAGAAAGAAGGACGGUCUUGGGCUGAUUCAAAAUGUGGUCCUACAUUUCCGUGUCCUGACACAACUUACUGUAACACUGAAUUGCAAGAUACUUACUCAACCUGUUGCAGAUCAGACCCAGACAAUCCCGUGAAAAAUGGUACCUGUCCAGCCAGCACAAGAAAUGACACAUUCUACUGUGUUGACACCUGCAACAAUGAUGGAGACUGCAGAGGUGAUGACAAAUGUUGCCAGGACGGCUGCGCACGAUCUUGUAGGACUCCGCUCAACAAUGUUUGUCAAACAAAGACGUGCCCGGAAAACUCGUACUGUUUAACUCCCGAGAUGAAUCCAUGUACAUCUGCCACAGUGUGUUAUAAGGUUGGAGACUGUGUUCCAUGUGGCCCAGUAUGUUACAUACAGUGCCCUAACGGAUUUGUGAAGGAUCCCAAGGGUUGUCCCACAUGUGUGUGCAAAUCAACACGUAAAUAUUGA